CAAUCCAUAUAGAUUACCUUCUAUCUAAAGCUUUUCAAUUUAUCCUUGGUCGUGUGAGCUUCAUCUUGUGUGUUAGUUUCUAUCUUUAGGGUUUGAUUUAUAAUCGGUCGUUUGUUCGAAGAUGCCUCCUAAAUCGGCGAGGAAGACUGUGGCUGGGCCAGGAACGAGGCGCGGAGGGAGGGGAGGACGCGGGACGCCGAGGACGAUGAACAAGAAGGUUGACGAGGUUAAGGCGAUGGAAAUGGUUGAGGAGAAACCUAUGGAAAUCAUGCCUCCGGUUUCCGAACCUGUGGUUGAACCGGAUCUGGAGCCUGUUACGAAGACUGAAAUCGAUAAUGUAUCUGAGGCUAAUUCUAUACUUCCUUUGAAGAAGGAAGAUGAUAUUAAGGAAUCAACUGAUGAAUAUGAAAAAGAUGAACGGUUAGACUUGGAUGACAAUGAACCUGAUUAUGAACCGGAAGAAUAUGUUGGUGUGGAUUAUGAUGAGAAGGAGAUUGAACAUGAAGAUGUUCAAGUAGAGAGGGAUGAAAUUGAUGAGGAAGCUGAAAGGGGUGAUGGUGAAGAAGAAGGUCACAUGGUUGAGGAGGAAAAUGAAGAUCCCGCUGAGGAACUUGAGGGGGAGGAGGAAGAUGGCCAUGGGAGUGAAGAGCAACCAGACUUAGUGGUGGAUGGAGAAGAAGAGGACCAUCAUGAUGUUUUCUAUGAAAGACGUAAGCGCAAAGAGUUUGAAGUCUUUGUUGGGGGUUUGGACAAAGAUGCAACUGAGGACGAUCUGAGGAAAGUUUUUAGUGAAGUUGGAGAAGUGACUGAAGUCAGGCUUUUGAUGAAUCCUCAGACUAAGAAGAACAAAGGCUUUGCGUUUUUGCGUUUUGCAUCUAUCGAACAAGCAAAAAGAGCUUGCACCGAGAUGAAAAGCCCUGUGGUCAAUGGUAAACAAUGUGGUGUUUCUCCCAGUCAAGAUAGCGAUACCCUGUUUUUGGGUAAUAUAUGCAAGACAUGGACAAAAGAAGCUCUGAAAGCCAAAUUGAAGCAUUAUGGAAUUGAGAAUAUUGAGGAUUUGACCUUGGUUGAAGAUAGUAAUAACGAAGGAUUGAAUCGUGGAUUCGCUUUCUUGGAGUUCUCUUCUCGAUCUGUUGCCAUGGAUGCUUUCAAGCGUCUACAAAAGAGAGACGUUGUAUUUGGUGUUGAUAGAUCUGCAAAAGUUACUUUUGCAGAUUCCUUUAUUGACCCUGGUGAUGAGAUCAUGGCCCAGGUCAAAACUGUUUUCAUUGAUGGACUGCUUGCUUCAUGGGAUGAGGAUCAUCUGAGGGAGCUACUUAAGACAUACGGAGGCAUUGAGAAGAUUGAGCUUGCACGUAAUAUGCCAUCUGCCAAGCGAAAGGAUUUCGGUUUUGUUACAUUUGACACUCAUGAUGCUGCAGUUUUGUGUGCUAAAUGUAUCAACAAUGAAGAAUUGGGUGAAGGAAAUAGCAAGGUUAAAGUGAGGGUUAGAUUGUCGAGGCCACUACAGAGAGGUAAAGGUAAACAUGCGAUUCGCGAUAUCAGGCCUGGGCGUGGAUCUGCUAGAAGUGUUAGGGCACCUUGGAGCCGACCAAUCCCAAGAGGACCUCCUCCCGUUAGAUCAACAAGAGGAGUAGGAAUUCGAGCACAACCUCCUCCAGAUCAUCGGUUUAAGAGGCCUGUUAGUUUUAGAGAUAGACAUCCAGUUGCAUCUAUGCCAUCUAGGACUAGACCAUUGCCUCCCCCACCAAGGUCAUACGAUAGGAGACCGCCACCUGUCCCAUCAUAUUCCAAGAGUAGCAUGAAAAGAGAUUAUGUUCGACAUGAUGAGCCACCCCCUAGGAGUAGAGCUUCUGCUGUCAACUAUGGUUCAAGGGCUAUGGCUGAAGGACGCCAACUGUAUAGGGAUGAUGACUAUCCUCCUCCUCGUCCUUCUUCUGGCUACAAUGAUCUGCCAAGGGGCGGUGGUGGUGGCGGUUCAUCGUCACGUUCUGCCCCUAGGAGAUCUCAUCCUCUUGUAGAUGAUGGUUAUGGGCAGCAGAGGUAUGAAAGGCCGCCUCCACCAAGUUAUCGUGAAGGGCGUUCUCGUGAUUAUGAUAAUAUUGCUGGUUCAAAACGUCCUUAUAGUGAUAUGGAUGAAAUCCCUCCACGAUAUGCUGAUAGCGGUGUUCGCCAGUCAAGGGCUCGUUUGGAUUAUGAGCUUGGUGGCGGCGGCGGCGGCUCUUCCCAGUAUGCAGGAGGAGCUUCCCAUUAUGGAGGAGGAGAUGCGUAUGGUGACAGGAUGGGGAGAUCAAGCUUAGGAUUCAGUAGCAGCAGCAAUGGAAGCGGAAGCAGAGCUUCUCUUUCAAAUCAAGAAUCACAAACGCUGUAUGGAAGCAGUCGUCAUAGUAUGGAUUAUGUCGGAGGAUCUUAUGGUGGUGGUAAUAGUAAUGACUUUGGCUCGAUGUAUUCCUCAAGUGCAUAUGGCGGCGACUACAUUCCUCGUGGAUCCAAUCAGGUGAGGGGCAGCGGCAGCAGCAGCGGCGGUUCUUAUUCAUCAUCGAUGUACUCUGAUAGUCGAUUGGGUGGCGGUGGUAGCAGUAAUUACAUGGCAGAAAGAGGAAGAGGAGGUGGUGGUUCAAGUUCUUACUAUUAAUCUGCUGGAGCAGUCUGUAGUUUAUCGACGAAAUAAUAAAAUGUAGCGAAAAACAUGCAAGAGCUUGUUUGGUUGAUUUUCCUUUUCUGAAAUAGGUUUAAUAACACUAUAUGACAAUGCAUAUGAUAUAUUUUGUGGGGGCAAUUAAUUCCAUUUACUUAA
Molecule: messenger RNA, 2797 nt
Organism: Impatiens glandulifera
Lineage: Eukaryota; Viridiplantae; Streptophyta; Magnoliopsida; Ericales; Balsaminaceae
Product: nucleolin-like
Exons: 11
Coding region: 122-2635 (837 amino acids)
Cellular component (GO): nucleus
Molecular function (GO): mRNA binding
Source: RefSeq, a predicted model, not a curated record